This is a messenger RNA of Haemorhous mexicanus (house finch), 2839 nucleotides long. It is a transcript of the gene ADA, whose product is annotated as adenosine deaminase. Gene Ontology annotation, cellular component: external side of plasma membrane; cytosol. NCBI's taxonomy places the organism in Eukaryota, Metazoa, Chordata, Aves, Passeriformes, Fringillidae. Gene Ontology annotation, molecular function: adenosine deaminase activity. Gene Ontology annotation, biological process: inosine biosynthetic process; hypoxanthine salvage; purine ribonucleoside monophosphate biosynthetic process. The record is from RefSeq and is a predicted model, not a curated record. The coding region runs from base 51 to 1130 and encodes 359 amino acids. The transcript is spliced from 11 exons.
GCGCGGAGCGGCGGCGGCAGAGCGGCGGCAACGGCGGCGGCAGCGGCAGCAUGGAGCGGGCACGGAGAAUCUUCGGGGGACCCAAGGUAGAGCUUCACGUCCACCUGGAUGGAGCCAUCAGACCAGAGACCAUCUUGUACUUUGGCAAGAAAAGAGGCAUCCCUCUCCCUGGGAACACUGUUGAGGAGCUCUUGAAGUAUGUCACCUAUGACACACCACUGACACUUCCCCAGUUUCUAGAGAAAUUUAAUUACUACAUGCCUGCCAUUGCGGGUGACCGUGAGGCAGUGAAGAGAAUUGCCUACGAGUUUGUGGAAACAAAAGCCAGGGAAGGAGUCGCCUACGUGGAGGUCCGGUACAGCCCUCACCUCCUGGCCAACUCUGGUGUGGCUCCCAUCCCCUGGGGACAAGCUGAGGGGGACCUCACUCCAGAUGAAGUGGUUCAGCUCGUAAAUCAGGGACUGAAGGAUGGAGAGAGGGAUUUCCACAUCAAAGCCAGGUCUAUUCUAUGCUGCAUGCGCCAUAUGCCAAGCUGGUCUCCAGAGGUGGUGGAGCUCUGCAAGAAGUAUCAGAAUGACUCUGUGGUGGCUGUUGACCUGGCUGGAGAUGAGACCCUGAAGGUGGAGGAUUGCUCUGGGCAUAAGAAGGCUUAUGAGGAAGCUGAGAGGUGUGGGAUCCAUCGCACCGUCCAUGCUGGGGAGGCCGGCCCGGCUGCCAUGGUCGAGGAGGCAGUUUAUGUCCUGAAGGCCGAGCGUGUUGGCCAUGGAUACCACGUCGUGGAGGACCCUGAGCUCUACAGGCAGCUGCUGAAAGCAAAGAUGCAUUUUGAGGUCUGCCCUUGGUCCAGUUAUCUCACUGGAGCAUGUUCUCCGGACUUCACCAAACACCCCAUAAUACAAUUUAAGAAGGAUCGUGCCAACUAUUCUCUAAACACAGAUGACCCCCUCAUCUUCAACUCCACCAUUGACAAGGACUAUGGCAUUGUGAAGGAACACAUGGGAUUCACUGAAGAGGACUUCAAGAGAGUUAACAUCAAUGCAGCCCAGUCCAGCUUCUUACCUGAGAAGGAAAAGCAGGAGCUGCUCAACAAGCUGUAUGAAGCCUAUGGGAUGGUCCCCAAUGCAUCCUGACCUGUCCCUGGGAGCCAGCCGGGAGUAGGGCCCUUCUUCACAAGACCCUGGCUCUCCUCUGUGCCAGGGGGUGCCCAGAGUCAGUCUCUGUUCCUGGCAGCCCAUUGUUGACCCUCACAGUGCUCAUCAGAAUCAGACUAUCACACACACCUACUUGUAGCCCACAGUCUCUCUCCUGAAUGAUCUCCAGCUUCCUGUCCUGCUGCUGUGCAAGCAGACUGGAUCUGCCUGCUGGCCUGACUCCCUUCUCCUUCUGCUGGGGUUGCUGUGCUGCAAAUGCAAACAGAACAACCUCCCUUAGAGUUCCUUUGCUCCCCUCUUUCCCUGUUUUACCUGUCCUGUCUCACUGACCUGCCUGGCCCUUGCCUCGGUGCUGAAAUACCCACUUGCAGCUCUGGCUGUGGCCUGGGUUAAUUCACCUUUCCAGGGGAGAGGUGUGCUAGUGCUGGCAGGGAGAGAGCAGCCCUUUCAGACACAGAGGCUUUAUUCUUGUCCCUGUGGGUGGGAGGGUCUGCUCACAGCUAUAUUUACCCAGGGUUAGUCUUGUACUAACAAGACUGGAACAAGAACAAGCUGCAAGCUGGCGCCCCUGCCCGUGCACAAGUCCGAAGGGCAUUUAAAACAAAAUACAAUUUCUUGGCAUCCUUUCCUGCAGAGGAACUCCCAUGCAUCAGGCCUGCCAUUGUCACUGCUGCAGAAGUGCACACCUUGGGCUCAGGCCCCAGCUGUGCUCACAGCUGGCCAUGACCUUGCUUGCACAGGCAGAGGAAGUUGGAGCAUAAUUUUAUCACUUCAGGCCAAAAUCUGCCUUCUGGGAUUUUCCCCACUUUUUUAAUCUUGGAGAACUCCUGUGAACUGCAGUUUGAUCUUCCUCUUACCUUUGUUUAGGACUUGGAAAAAACAUGAUUGAUUGCCUGGUUUAACAAUUCUGCUCUCUUUCUGAUUUGACACAAUCAUUAGGCUCUCUUAAGGCUGAAUAAGUAAAUUAACUUGGACCCAAUGUCACACAUUGACUCAGGUCCCAUCUGAUUGCUUCUCUCACUCAAUUAUUACACUGGCUAAAAGUCAGAUCUUCAGUUUGGUGUAGAAUUUAUACAGAGAAACUCACCAAAAUUUCCUUAGUGAUUUUAUAGCAUUAUAGUGUUUUUACUCAAUAAGCAAUAGAGCUGUGCAUCCAGAGAAGAGACCAUUGUUUUCUUACCUGAGUGUGUGGUGUGCUUUAGCAUCCCAGGGCUCUGCCAAGAUGCUCACUCCAAAGAUACUGUACCAAAAAGUUGCCUUUGAAAAGGGGCCAUGGUCACCAUUGCCACGGACAGACCAUGGACUGGCCCAGUCCCUGCCAGCACUGAUGGUGUGCUGGGAGUAUUUCCAUUCUUUCUGGGCUUCCAUAUUGGUCUUCAGAGUAAAACACUCAUCUCUGAAGUACGUGGUGCAUAUAUACACAUAGAUAGAUAAACGAAGAUGAGAGAGUGAUUUUCUUACUUUUAUAAAGCAAAAGACAAAGUAUCACUUUUAAGGACAUGAUUGUGGUAAGAAAUAGGUUUUGGGUCAUUUUUCUCCAACAAUAGUUUCUGAAGGUUUUGGGUCAUUUUGGUUUUGGGUCAUUUUUCUCCAACAAUUGUUUCUGAAGAAGAGUUGCUUGUUUGGAUUCUGGACAGUUGAUUGUUAAUCCUGUUUAAUAAAAUAACAAAUUUAUAUUAAAAGAGAAA